GGGCUUUGUAAUCAAGCGGCGAAGAAAAAUUAGAAACGGGUUGUUGUUAGUAUAGAAACUUUGAGGCGAAUAGCAGCACUGAGGCACACAAGCAGAACCUGGCUUGGGCAGACUUCAAAUAGAAUCGCAAUUAUAAUUAUUCGGGCUGUUUUCCUCAGUCGCCAACUAUCCAUUUCAAAGUGCAUGUGCGGGGGCGUGUCAGCGUGAGAUAGUGUGCAGUGAAUAAAUAUAUGCAAAUAUGAAUAUGAGCAAUUUAUCUGUUGACGGCGAGUUCCGUUAUAUUAUUCAAUGGUUUAACGAAUGGAGUGAGCUGCAGCGCGAUGAUUUUGUCUAUGUGUUGGUAGAGUAUCUCACCAGAGACACGUCCGUGAGUGCAGGCGGAGAUGGACAUGCUAGCAGUACCUAUGUAAAUGGCGUCGUCAAUGCCCUGGCCACGUCGGGUGUACAGGAAAAACCCAUGAGUCUUUUUCAAUGCCGUAUUAAACUGUUUCGUCAAUGGAGUCCCAAAUGGCCGAUCGAGUUCAAAAGUAAACUGCAAGAGAAAAUCACCGAAUUGGACCCAAAAGUGGGAGAAAAAAUCAUCAAUGAACUGAAGACUUCACACUCUAUGCACAAUGGUGAUGUAUCUGUGAAUUUAAAUGUAAAUGGAACUAGCGGCAACGGGUACGCUGAAUUGGAGCAAACGACUGCAGACCCAGAAACGUUGCCAAGUACAAUAGAAACGCAGGCGGCAGCAGCAGUUGCAACAACAACAACAACAACGGCAGCAGAUGCAACAAACGGUGUCAGCGAUCAGACUUUAGAGACAGUUAACGAUAACCACUUGGCAGCGGUGUUGCGUCAAGAAACGCCAGUUGAUGAUGAUGAUGACCAGCUCGUUGGCAAUGAUAGCAAUGCUGAUACUAAUGGCAUUCGUGGGACGUCGUCAUCAGUGACAACAAUUGCGGUGAAUACGUCCCCAGCAGAGCAGUUGCCGUUGCAGUCACAACAGCAGCAGCAUCAGCAGCAAUCGCAGCCGACUAUCGAACCUGUAGAACAGGUCGAGAAUAACGUUUCAGCCAGUGUCAUUGUCUCUGUAGCUGCUGCGCCCGAGGUAGUCCCGGUGGCAUAAAUACACGAAGAGCAAGCGAGAAAGGAGAAAAAAA
Drosophila arizonae is the source of this 1145-nucleotide messenger RNA. RefSeq lists its product as uncharacterized. NCBI's taxonomy places the organism in Eukaryota, Metazoa, Arthropoda, Insecta, Diptera, Drosophilidae. The record is from RefSeq and is a predicted model, not a curated record.